Molecule: messenger RNA, 5251 nt
Organism: Portunus trituberculatus (swimming crab)
Lineage: Eukaryota; Metazoa; Arthropoda; Malacostraca; Decapoda; Portunidae
Product: nephrin-like
Molecular function (GO): protein binding
Source: RefSeq, a predicted model, not a curated record
GUGGGCGUGGCGGAGGGUGCUGACUACGGCCACGGGGUCAGACCGAGGCUAGGAUACGGCCAGAAGACCACCUCGUAUGCCCCGGCGUAUGGCGAGGCAGGGAGCGGUGAGGAGAAGGCUGGGGGAAGGAGAAGGCGGUGGGUCUCAUGGUGCGGGAUGUAGAGAGGAAUGACUCGGCUGUGUACCGCUGCCGUGUUGACUUUCUCCUCACACCGACCAGGAACACCAGAGUGAACCUGACUGUUGUAGUGCCCCCAGUGAGGCUGAGCGUGGAGUGGUGGAUGGGGGAGAGCGGCGAUAAGGAGAGGGAUGGAGUGGUGGGUCUCUUUCACGAGGGACAGGCGCCCACGCUCAUCUGUGAGACUCGUAAUGCAUGGCCGCCUCCUAGAGUGGUGUGGUUUGAGGAGGAUGCCAUGGCCGACGACUCCUACGCAACAGAUCCCGUGGAGGACGCCGUGGAGAACACCCUCACUCUGCCGCCGCUAACUCGCGACCACCACAACCGGAGAUUCACCUGUAUCGCCGUCAACUCCAACCUGACGCGACCCAUUGCCACCACUGUCCACCUCCGCAUGGCCCUGGACGUGCUGGUGGUGGAGAUGGAGGACGUGCCUGUGCUCUCCGCCGGGACACCUGCCGAAGUGAAGUGCACCGUGUGGGGUUCGAACCCUGAGCCUCACAUCACCUGGAUGCUCAACGAGAUCAUCCUGCCCUCCGCCAAGCCCUGGGUGUCUGAUGACGGCAACCGUAGCGUGUCCAUGGUGAGCUUCACGCCAGAGCCGGGCCACGACGGGGCGCCCCUGCAGUGCUCCGCAUACAACGAGAUGCUGAUGCGAGCGUCACAUCGCCACCCGCCCGGGGGCCACCGCAGCUCCGCCCUCCUCGUCGUCAAUUUAACCGAAAAAAUACUGACGCCGAGCACAAGUACAUCCUCGGUGAUUACUAAGGGCGGGUGGGCCACUCAGCGCCGUGACCGGCUUCACCCUGUCGCACCACACCCUCACCACGUCUCUUCCAUGGCGGUGCUGGGAAUCUCCUCUGUCGCCUCAAAUGGAGCUUCAAAUGACCGCUUUCCCGCCCGCUCAGCAGUCUUCCACGGGUCCGCAAGAAUUCUUUAUCGCUGGAAAGUUUGGGCCGCGCCGAGUACCGCCUUAGAGUGUGAUGGUGAGGACAAAACUGGGGGUUACGUUGUCAUCAGUGCAAUGCUGCCGCUGUCCCGCCUCACGCUGGCCAGUGAACACCGCUGCCCCUCAUGGCCCCCCACCACCCACUGUGCCCCUCCUCACACUGACCUGAAGCAGAGAAAGGUUAUUCGUGAACAGGGAGGUGGCUUACUUAACACCUGGAUAGAUAGAGGUGUGCCUUCCCCCAGCCCAGGCUUCGUUUACACCUGGUCGCUCAUCACAAAGGUAAUCUCAUUCUCCAGAUAUUCAUCCUCCCGUGGCCCCUCCGACGCGCCUCGCCUCACUGUCUCCCUCGGCCGCACGUUAGAGGCAGACAACAUCAAGAAGGACGAUCUCUAUUUUGAGUGCUCAGCCAUCGCCAAACCGCCUCCCCAUAAGGUUACCUGGAGCCAUAACGGCAACCAGCUGGAGUCCACGGCCGGCAUUCUGGUGUCCAACAUGACUCUGGUGCUGCAAAAAGUCGCGAGAUCCAACGCGGGCACAUACACCUGUCACGCCACCAACAGCGAGGGCACCGCCGCCUCCCCGCCCCUCAAACUGGACGUGAAAUACGCCCCAGUUUGCGCCACCAACAAGCCCUCCCAGCACAGUGUGGCGAAGCAUGAGAACGCGAGAAUCACCUGCAACGUGCUAGCCAACCCUCCCGUGGUGCACUUCAGCUGGGCCUUCAACAACACUGCGGAGGCUGUCAACGUGCCCGAAGACAGGUACGUGGUGCAGGGGACAGAGUCGGUGGUGAACUACACGCCCGUCACGGAGCUGGACUACGGCACGCUGCUCUGCUGGGCCACCAACGACAUCGGCCAGCAGGUCCACCCGUGUGUCUUCCAGAUCGUGGCUGCAGGGAAGCCGGAUCCGCCACACAACUGCCGCGCAUACGACGUGACAAUCAGCUCCCUGCAAGUGUCCUGCUUGCCUGGGGACGACGGCGGCCUUGGUCAGAAAUUUAUAUUACAGGUGGUGGAGGCUAAUGGAGACUUCAAGCCGGUGGUGGAGGUGACGAGAGAGGCUGCGUCCUUCUCCGUGGCUAACCUGCGUCCUGCCACCGCCUACCGCCUCCUCAUCACGGCCACUAACGCUAAGGGAGAGUCGCGCCCCGCCGAACUCAGCGCCUACACCGUGGCUCUCAAUCACCCCCAGCACGAGACUCCUGCAGAACCAACGAGAGGGCGUGAGAGUGGCGCGGAGGUAGCCGUGGGCGUGUUGGUGGGCGCCGUGCUGGCCUGUCUGCCCGUGGCCAUCGCUGUGGUGGUGAUGGGCGUGAGGACGUGCAUGAGGCUACGAGCGGCAAGGAGUGGGCGUGCAGAGGAGAGCGAAAAGGACAGUACUGAGGUGGAGAGCGGAGGGGGAACAGUACGCCCGCUGCUUCCAGGCCAAGGCACGCCGGGUUCCGGAGGAGGUGUGUCCGGUGAGAGUGGAUCGGACAUCACCACGAUCACCGGAGGCGUGGCGCUCUCUUCCACCACACUGCCUCCCACGCCCUCCUCUGUCCACUCCGAGGCGCAGGUCACUCAGGUGGCGGCGACGGACACUUCCAGCAUGCUGUAUCCUGGAGGCCGGAUCUACAGCCCGAACCGCGCCCAGCAGAUGGCGGCGCCCCCCGUUAUGGCCCAGUCCACUACCAACCUCAGGCGCGCUCCGUACACUUCGCACGAGGACAAGUUUGAUGGCGAGAACGAGCUGCUAGAGAUCACUCUGCCUCCCCCCGCGGCCUACGACCAGGGCUACCAGUCAUCCUACCAGGGGUGCCAGCCCCUUGAGCAGUGCUACCAGCCGCAGGAGCAGGUGCCCUCCAGGAUGAAACCGGGCUACCCUCAGGUGUUCCAGGAAUACCAGACAGUGCUGCCCGCGGCGGCGUACCCCCCGGGCGUGGCCGUCAAGGGCGUCCACCCUAAUCUGCAGUACAUAUCGUCAGUGCCGCUCAGUCAAGGGUAUGGUCCCGCCCCGGUGCCCACCUCCCAGGCCGGCCCUGCCCCCUCCUUCGCCACGCUGCCACAUAGUAAGGUCACCACCUCCUCGUCGUUCAGUGUCCUGCCGCCUGCCAAGGAGGCGGGGCAGGAUGGCAGGGUCGAGGACAGCAAAAUGUCCACUGUAUACAACCCGCUGACGCUGUUCCCGAGUCCCACCUACGCCCAAAAGACCGUGGCGCCGAACACCGACCGCGCCCUCCAUACAGGUUCGCUCAAGAGGGGAGUCAAGCCGCCGGCACAGGACAUCCUCAGGAUACGUGACAGCACGCGGAGCCGCAGCGCAAGCCUAUCCUCGGUGACCUCCAACAAGCGGGAGAGCUCAGUCUAACGGCGGCCGCUGCGGCACCGGCCCCGCGGGGCAACUUCGCUCACGGGGACCUGGGACAUGCUGGGUUCGUAUAGAACAAAAUUUAUAUACAGUCUUUCAGACAUAAUCGUUUUAACUUAGUGUUGUCAAGUGACCUAGGUAGCGUGUAGCGGCCCGGCGCGGGCGGCGGCGGCGGAGGAAGCGGCCGGGCGGCGUCGUGUUUUCCUACAUAACGUUCGGUGUUUUUAUUACGUCACGAGGAAGGUGACUCCGCCUUUGCUUGGGAAGCAACUCAACGCAAUUACAUUGACGCAGGCGGGAGGCAGGACAAGAGAGUCACGGCCUUCCCACCAAGCACGUUACCGUACCUUCAGGUGUGUUCGGACGUACGUGGAGUCUUCUGUUAUAAGGUCGCAAACUCCCACCGGCAGUUUAAAACUAUUGUGCUCAUCACCUGACGUGAAAAUGCGUUCUAAAAGAAGCAUGUAGUGUAGGUCAUAGCAGGCAGCGCUGGGCGGCACUGAGUCCCAGUGAAUGGCAAUGUUAGAGUGGGAGAGUAACAACAAACAGGCGGCCAAGGUGAUAGAGGCAGCAGGAAGAGCAGCAACCUGUGUCUGCCAUCCUGCUGCGACAGAAAUAAAAAAAAAUAAAAAUAAAAAAAAAAAAAAAACAGCAGGCCCCAAACCCGGCAGGUUCCCAGACAGCCGCCACAACACCGCCCACAACUCAAGGGUGCGUGAAAUAACCUGGGUAAUUUUUAGGAGCCAAAAUUUGGUGCACCGCCGCAACACAAACUGAAUAUUCUCCUAACAACAAAAAUAUUUUGCACUAAGUGGAAAGCUAGAGGCAGUAAAGACGCCUAUUGUGGGAGAGCUAAAGGAAUUGUUCAUCAAAGAGACUGGAAGAGGCGGCUGCCACAGGGCCACGCCUGGCGGGCUCCCGCCCCACCCUGGCCCGGCCCUGGAGUGGUGGGAGGCUCGGCACCAGCGCCAUGCCGUAACAUUGACAACGAUGACACUGCUCGAAAAGUUGACCGCAAAAGUAUCACACCAAAACUGUUUCACCAAAAAUAUGAAAUGAUUUCGUCUGUAAAACGUGUUCGGUUUAUCAAUUCAGAGCUCAGAAAACACGUAUGCUGUUUAUCCGGAAUUUAAGAAAUCCUUGGCAAAAAUUAGACACAAACACGGCAGAGAUUGCUCUUAAGAAAAUUGCAAACUCAGGCGGUGUAGAAAUAUUUGCAUUAGUUCCUUUCCCUCCCCGAGAGUUUCCUUGGUUCAGGUUAUCACCCCUAAGCCCCCUCCCCUCCUUCCCCAUUCCCCCUCACCACACCACACCCGGCAGUCGGCCAGAGCGGCAGGGUGUGCAUCGCUGCAGCCUCCAUCGGGCCGCCGCCAGCACCCGUGACCAGCUGGCGAGCUUCGAGGCGUUCCGGGGAGAGGCGGGAGUAGUAAGUGUGUCACGUUGCAGAGAGGGCAAGCGGCGAGGAGUCCCGGGUUUGUACGUACAUGCUCCUUUCUUUCCCCGUUAGCCAGUGUGCAUGCGACGAAGCAUUUUAGAACGUGUACAUACGAGUGUUUUAUAUACAAAUUAUAUGUUGGAUGACACGACCACUUUAUUACACCUACAUAAGGAUGUGUAUUGUUAUGAUACUGUGUAUGUCCUCCCCCCACGUGUGUGUGUGUGUGUGUGUGUGUGUGUGUGUGUGUGUGUGUGUGUGUGUGUGUGUGUGUGUGUGUGUGUGUGUGUGUGUGUGUGUGUGUGUGUGUGUGUGUGUGUGUGUGUGUGUGUGU